This is a messenger RNA of Pochonia chlamydosporia 170, 759 nucleotides long. RefSeq names its product 60S ribosomal protein L16 precursor. The coding region runs from base 1 to 759 and encodes 252 amino acids. Gene Ontology annotation, molecular function: rRNA binding; structural constituent of ribosome. The transcript is spliced from 3 exons. Gene Ontology annotation, cellular component: mitochondrial large ribosomal subunit; ribosome. The record is from RefSeq and is a predicted model, not a curated record. Gene Ontology annotation, biological process: mitochondrial translation. NCBI's taxonomy places the organism in Eukaryota, Fungi, Ascomycota, Sordariomycetes, Hypocreales, Clavicipitaceae.
AUGGCGGCUGCCAACUCAUCAUCGUUUCUCAAUGCCUUCCAAGGGCUGAGAAUUUGCGCCUCGGCGCCCCUGCGGCAGAUUCGAGCCCCUAUUGCACGGCAAUCAUGGACCCUCGAAGCUGCCAAACGACUCCAAAACGUUCGACCCUUUUCCACCACACCCGCCGUCUUUGGAACAUGGCUGGAACCAAGUUUAAACAGAAAGAAGAAGAUGGCCAAGGGCCGGCCGCGAGUGGCUACCGGAGGGUCGACAAAGGGCACCACUGUCAUUUGGGGGGAUUACGGCCUGCGAAUGAUUGACCAUCACCGAAGAAUCAGCGCAAAGCAAUUGAAGAUGGCAGAGGACACAAUCAAGGUUCGACUCCGUGGCGAAAAGUAUCGAUUAUACAAGAGGAAGUGCUGCAAUGUUGGUGUGUACGUCAGCGGUAACGAGAUGCGUAUGGGUAAGGGUAAAGGUUCCUUUGACCACUGGGCGACCAGAAUGGCCGUGAGCCAAGUUCUUUUCGAGAUCAAGGGGCGAAUUCACGAGCAAAUUGUGAGGGAUGCGUUCCGUCUGGCUGGAAACAAGCUGCCUGGCCAGUGGGAAUUUGUCAAGAAGGGCGAUGCACCGAUGGUUGGAAUAACAAAACUGGAUGGAGUCACUUUAGAGGAAUUGAAGCGGCCGAGGAGAGAAAUCGCGCCUGCAGAGCUUCUCCAGGCUUCGUCCCCUACACCCGUCACCGAAGCCGGCAGCACAUCUGAGGCUGCUCGUUCGCCAUGA